Bradysia coprophila is the source of this 2368-nucleotide messenger RNA. RefSeq names its product MOB kinase activator 2 (gene Mob2). The record is from RefSeq and is a predicted model, not a curated record. NCBI's taxonomy places the organism in Eukaryota, Metazoa, Arthropoda, Insecta, Diptera, Sciaridae.
UUGUAUGAAAGGGUAUAAGCUAGAACCUAAUAAUGGCUGUUUAAAACUCAGCUGACGAUCAAGUGAAAAAUAUGUUACUCAAAUUCUAAAUAGUCAAACAAUUACACUGUAGUGUCACAAACGUUUUUACAAAAAGUGUUUUAGAAUUUUUACUUAUUCGUCACAUUUGUCACAGUUCGCAGAAUGUUUCGGUCGUUGCUACAAUGAAUAUUUAUAAAUCAUCCGAUCAUCUCGUACUGCUUGUGUCCGUCACAGCACCAUGAAAAUAUAAGAAAAAAAAAAUAUUUUGCGAAAAGGAAAAGUGUUUUAAAACAGAAAAACUUCGUGCGAAUUAUGAUUUACUGUGAUUAAUUGGAUCCCUGGAUGAUGAAGCAACUACAGUCUAUUUUAUAAUGUUUACGAGUGAAAAACGAUUGAUUUUUCGAUUAUUUUCUUCUGAAAUUUCAUAAUUUUUUUGAUUGUGACUGUGCAUUGUUUCACGCUUUGACCUUUGAAGAUUAAUCAGUCAAAUUUUCUACACCACACCAUAUAAAAGGAAAAAGAAAUCCGAAGGUUUUUCGUUUUAUUUUCUGUGCUGUGGAAAAAUAUAUAAAACGAGCAAACUGGAGCGACUCCCUGAGUACCUGCGAGAUACCGUGGACUGGUUUAUGGGAAAAGCUCGACGCAAAGAGAGAGAUGGAGACCAAAAUUCUGGCGAUGCAAAGUUAUAUCUAGAAGAGAAUGUACUUGAGCGUAAAUUACCAGAUGCAGAUCUUAAAAUGCUGGUUGAUCUACCAGCUGGGUUAGAUUAUAAUGAAUGGUUGGCAUCGCACACUCUAGCACUAUUCGAGCACGUCAAUUUGGUGUACGGAACUAUUAGCGAGUUUUGUACUACAUCCGGGUGUGCUGAUAUGACUGGACCGGGAAAUAGAACGUACUUAUGGUUUGACGAAAAGGGUAAAAAGACUCGCGUAGCUGCACCACAAUACAUCGAUUAUGUUAUGACAUUUACACAAAAAACCGUCAGCGACGAGUCAAUUUUCCCAACAAAAUACGCCAACGAAUUUCCCAGUUCAUUCGAAAGCAUUGCCCGAAAAAUCUUACGGUUACUGUUUCAUGUGAUUGCCCAUUUAUAUGCCGUACAUUUUCAAGAAAUUGCUCUACUAGGAUUGCAUUCGCAUUUAAACUUAACUUUCGCUCAUUUAACAGCUUUGCACAAGCGUUUCAAUUUAAUAGAAUCCAAAGAAACAGAUGUUUUACGUGAUUUAGAAAUCGCAUUGAGGCUAUCAGAUGACAAUGUUAGUGUUAGCUGUGACUCGAAUUCAUCUGGCCCGACAUCAUCAUCAACAAUAACUGCCGAUGAUCGCCACCUAACGAACUCAUCGAUCAUUGAUGGUGAUGCUACCAUGCUACCUAUAUGUACCCAGCCAGAGUCUGGCAUCCAACCGACAGCCGAUCAGUCAACGAUUCGAGGUGCUGGCGCCGGCUGUUCGCAACAGCAGCACAGCGAUAUGACAUAGUUGAUCUGUCGGAACGGUUUCGUUUUUAAUAUUAUAUAAAAGAAGAUAAAGAAGAAGAAAAUAUGGUUACAAUAGGUGGGUGUGGGGAUGUGGAGCACAAAACAUCUCUAGCUGAGCUGAUGAAUAUAAAUAUAAAUAUUAUGCGUUGCACUUUCACGCCAACCUCUGACCAAUGUGAUUUAAAUAUUAAUAGUAUACUAGAGAUGAUGAUGAAGAAAUAAAAAGAAAAUAAAAAACAAAAAAAAUAAUUAAAGAAAAUAAAAUAAUUAAUUUGAAUGAAAAGCAUAACCGUUUAUUAAAUAAUUUUAGAUUUAUUUUUAGAGUUUCAAUUAAAAAAGAAAAAAAAUGAUAAAAAAGCACACAAAAUAAUUGUUUCGUUACGUAAAAAAAGGAGAAAAAAAGAAAAAAAAAUUAAAUUAUAGCUAAGGAGACAAUAUUAAACACAAAUGAAAAAAAGAAGAAUUAAAAUAAACAAAAAAUGAAAAUAAAUUUAAAAACCUAAAAAAUUAUAUUAUUUGAAAAUAUAAAAUUAUGGGCUUGCAAAACAAACAAAAAAAUAAUUUAAAAAAAAUAUAAAAAUAAAAUAAAUUUAAAAAAACAUUUUAGCUUUUCUUUGGGAUUUUACAGUACAGAAAGAGAGAAAUAAUUACAAAAACUGCAACACACAUAUAUAAAAAUAUGUUCGUUUUCAUUUAAAAUCUAAAUUAUAUGUUAUCAAUGAUUGUGCCUAAAAUUCCCAGUCAGAUGUAUAGUGGUUGUUUCUAGUCUAAUUUAUAAUUUAAAUUUAAAAAAAGAAAAGAAAAGAAAAUGAAAAAUAAUGUUGACAAAAAUAAAAUAAUAUAUUCGAACGAUUUAUUUUGAGGUGAAAA